Messenger RNA from Pararge aegeria (speckled wood butterfly), 1963 nucleotides. RefSeq names its product alkaline phosphatase-like. Gene Ontology annotation, molecular function: alkaline phosphatase activity. The coding region runs from base 123 to 1958 and encodes 611 amino acids. The transcript is spliced from 12 exons. The record is from RefSeq and is a predicted model, not a curated record. Gene Ontology annotation, biological process: dephosphorylation. Lineage: Eukaryota; Metazoa; Arthropoda; Insecta; Lepidoptera; Nymphalidae.
UAAUUGAAGAACAAUCAGAUAACUUUUGUAGUGACUGGGUACACUAAGCAAGCAUUGCUCAAGCAUUGUUUCGUGUUUUGGUGCUGAGGAGAGAACUUCAGCACCGAUGAAGCUUGUCAGCCAUGAGUGCUUGGUGCUACGUCGUAAUCAUGAUGGGCACGAUCAACACUGGGGUCCUUUCACCGGCGCCGAUGAACGCUGAAGUAAAGGAAACAUACGAUCGCCAGUAUUGGUAUGCCCAAGCACAGGAGACUCUGCAAAAACGUCUCCAAUACGCUUCAGAAAAAAAUCCAGUUGCAAAGAACGUGAUCCUCGUUGUGGGCGACGGUAUGAGUCUAACAACAGCGACAGCUGCGAGGAUACUGCGUGGUCAACGACGAGGGCAGUCCGGGGAGGAUACAGAUUUAGUGUGGGAUACUUUUCCUGCUGUAGCACUGGCGAAGACGUACAACAUCGACGCCCAAACAGGCGAGUCCUCGGCCUGUGCCACUGCACUUCUAUGCGGAGUGAAGGCACGUUACGAGACUCUGGGGCUUGACGCUGGAGGUCGCUUCAACAUCUGCGCUUCAGCUAUAAACUCUAAAGUUACCUCUCUUAUUGACUGGGCGCACGAAGCUGGAAAGUCGAGCGGCAUCGUAACAACAGCGCGCAUUACACAUGCUACUCCAGCAGCUUUAUACGCGCACGCCCCCUCCCGGUACUGGGAAGACGACAGCCGGGUACCGCCAACUGUGAGGCGAGAUUGCAAGGACAUCGCUCAACAGCUCGUCGAGAAUGAGCCUGGGAGAAAUAUUAAUGUUAUAAUGGGUGGUGGACGACGGCAUUUUCUCCCGACCGUAACUCCGGAUCCUGAGCAUCCUAACCGCGAAGGAAGAAGACUCGAUGGAAGAAACUUAGCAGAAGACUGGGCAAGAGAAAAGAAGAGAAGGCGGUUACGAGCGCAAUACAUUCAUUCAAGAGAACAACUCGCUAAGUUAGAUCCAAGAACAGUAGAUUAUUUGUUAGGUUUAUUUGAGUACUCCCACAUGGAGUUCAAUGCGGAGCGUGGAGCUGUGUUGGACACGGAAGAAGGCACGCCUGCCAGUACAUCUGUCAAAGCAGACGAUCCGUCACUAGCAGACAUGACUCGUGCAGCACUUGCGAUAUUAUCAAAGAAUGACAAAGGUUUCUUCCUGCUUCUUGAAGGUGGGAGAAUAGACCACGCUCACCACUAUAACAAUCCUUAUAGAGCACUUGAUGAGACGCUGGAACUAGAGACUGCUCUAUUAGCAGCAUUAGAGAAAGUGAAUCCAGCAGAAACUCUUAUAGUAGUCACAGCCGACCAUGGGCAUGUAAUGACUUUUGGUGGACAAGCUACUCCAAGAGGACAUCCGAUAUUAGGUGCUGACACAGUGGUAUCAGAUAUCGAUGGCCUCCGAUACACCACACUAUUGUAUGGCACCGGGCCAGGCCAUUCGGAACCACGUGCGUUACCAUUAAAUGGGACAUCAACUAUUCCUGCUGAUGCAGUCCACGCUGCGGCUGUACCAAGGCAGUGGGCUACGCAUGGUGGUGAAGAUGUGCCUAUAUACGCUUUAGGUCCAAUGGCAACGAUUUUAUUUGCGGGUGUGGUGGAGCAAAGUUAUAUUCCGCACGCCAUCGCUUAUGCUGCGUGCCUCGCUCACCAAGCUCAUCGAUGUCAAGAGAGUACUUUUAACUUCACUAAACCUCAGGUAAAAAUAGCUAACUGCGUUCCACCUGAAGUAAGCAGCGUGUCAGCAGCAGAAGAAACAAGAAAUGAAGGCUCAAGUGGACGACGUGUUAUCGUCGCGUCGAGUGUCAUGUCCGACGAGCGGGUUCCGCGCUCGUCUGCUUCGCUUGUCGCCCCGCUUAUGACGUCUCACUAUCUUAAAAUGUUUGCACUAAGCCUUAUCGGGCACUUAAGUGUAAUUUGGGUUUCUAUUGAUAAAUCUGUGUGAUGUCA